CUGCUCUGAUUCGGAAGCUGGUAUCUUGUUCUGGACUCAAGUGGAAGGGCUCGUAGGACAUAGGACCAAUAAGGACGCUAGACUGCCCACACCGGUUGAACGUCAUUGGUUGGCCUAGUGUGAAGAUUCGUAUAAGUCGUAUUCGGAUUGGUAGAUAAGUCGUGUGACAGAAAAACCAGACACCCAAGGUCAUAACAAUUGGCGACGGGGUGGAGAAAAGUUUUGAACCCUCAACUUCAAGGUCAUAACAAUUGGCGACGGGGUGGAGAAAAGUUUUGAACCCUCAACUUCAAGGUCAUAACAAUUGGCGACGGGGAUUUUGGCAAAAACAAAAUAAUUGGGAGACGCAAGGUCAUAACAAUUGGCGACGGGGAUUUUGGCAACAAAUAAAUAAUAAUAAUACAAGUGGUGACUCAGAUUUUGGAAAUAAAUUAGCUGUAUAAUUGCCGGUGAUUUCUGGAGCUAAUAUUAUUGGCAAAAAAAAAAAUGUCGAUUUCUUUCGAACAGUUGCGGUUAAUAUUACAGCACCAGCAGAAGAUGUUGGCCUUGCAACAACAACUAUUUGAAACAGUUUUGGGCAGACUUUUCAUUCAACCAGAAAAUAAGGAAUCUAUUUAUGUUGCAGAUAAUGGUGCAGCAAUGGACAACUCAGAAGCAUAUCCUGUGGAGGAUUCACAUCCCCUUAUACCUGAAUCAGAACGUAAUAUUUGUAACGUAUCCGGCUCACAGCAAGAAAAUACUGUUCUAAAUGCUCAUGAAGUUGUGACAAUACCAGAUGAUCAAGAACCAGAUCCUGUAGAUGAAGCCCAGAGUCCAGAAUUGAAUGAAACGCUACUGGUUCUGUCUAGCUCUGAAAAUAAACUCCAGCUAGAACAAAAUUGUGGUCCACGUGCUAUUAGUCGAGAAAGCUAUGGUGACUCGUAUUCAGAAAAUAACUGGAGCAACACGAUGAACCAAAUUGUACCAGAUGUUACUCAAAAUCACCGGAAGACAGAAUUUUAUAUUGAGUCAACCUAUCCCAUUUCUAAUGACAGUGUGCCAGAUAUUGAUUCUCAGAAUAAUGCAUAUGAUUUUGAUGAAACUUCUUAUAACAAUGAGGGAAAUAUGUCAGCUGAGUCGAAUGAUGGCCAAAAAUCUAAUUUAAUUCUGUUAGACGUUGACUUUCUUAAUGACUCGUUAUCUGCUAACGAGAUUCAUAAUGAAUUUGAAAAUAAUGAACUCAGGUCAAAGGUCGUUCAUCAUCAUCUAGUCAUUUUUAGUGGCUUCUCCAGUCAAUACGAGAAACAUGGUUUAAAUAAAGUCCUACUAGUUGUAUUUUGGAGCCAUAAGGACCCAACAUUAUUUCGAGGAGGAGGAGAAUGUUGAGGAAUUUAAAGUCACAUAUGAUUCUUUUUUUAAUCAGAAUCUAAAGUUGGAAUUUUCAAAAAAAAAAGGGGAGGUGUUAUAUCCGGUGAAGAUUAAACUACAGGUAAAUUCCAAGGACUAUUCAUGGACUAAUAUUCUAUAAAUAUUCUUAUUGUAUAACUACUCAACAAUUACACUAUGGAUAUUUAUAUUCCUUUUAUAAUAAGCUUUAUUUUGAUCUAUAAUUUAUUAUUGUACGAUUUACGGUCCUUAAGUUAUGUUCAGUUUAUUAACUACUGCCUCCCUCAUUCACAGCCACUUUUUGGGCUUAUUUGUGUACAAUAUUAUUUCCUAUUUUAUGGUACGUUGCGGUUUGUCUGAUUGAUAUAUAAACCAAGUAUGUCUGAAAUAAAUGAUCUGGUCUGAUCUGCU
Molecule: messenger RNA, 1776 nt
Organism: Schistosoma haematobium
Lineage: Eukaryota; Metazoa; Platyhelminthes; Trematoda; Strigeidida; Schistosomatidae
Exons: 1
Coding region: 487-1365 (292 amino acids)
Source: RefSeq, a predicted model, not a curated record